AGGAAGCGGAGUUGAUUCGCUGUGUUUAUUAUUGUGAAGCAGAGAGAGCUGGGAGUUACCGGUGGUGUAAACUGAUUUAUAUAGCGUUAUAUAUGGUUUAGAGCGGCUGAUUAUCUUUAUUUAAGUGUAAAAUAUUAAGGCCUCUCGGCUGCAGUGAAGAAAGGGGCAAAAUGUCGUCGGAGGAGUUUGAGAAACUUCAUGAAAUGUAUAAAUCUUUAUACGAUGAAGUGAAACUGAUUCCUGAACGAGUGCUGCGGAGCCACGGCGAAGAGAAGAAGAAGUUAGUGAGAGUGUUUGAUGAACGUCUUGGGGAGGCAGAGGAAGUGCUUCAGGGCAUGGAACAGGAACUGUUUGGUGCUCCAGCCUCCUUCAGGAACCCCAUGUCUACUAAAAUCAGGAUGUACCGCAGAGACCUGUCUAAACUGCAGAGAGACAUGCGCUCGGACACUGGCCAGGGCUUCUCCGGCCGCCCAGGAGAGGGCAGACUCGGUAUCUAUGGGCAGCAGAACGACCACAGCACCCAGCAGCAGGCCCAGAGGGCUUUGCUAAUCCAGGGCACAGAAUCGCUGAAUAAUGCCUCGCAGAGCAUCGAGCGCAGCCAGCGUCUUGCAGCUGAAACAGACCAGAUCGGCACAGAUAUCAUCGAGGAGCUGGGGGAGCAGAGAGAACAGCUGGACCGAACCAGGGACAGGUUGGUGAACACAGGAGAGAACCUGAGCCGCAGUAGGAAGAUCCUCAGAGCCAUGUCUCGACGAUUGAUGACCAAUAAGCUUCUACUGGGUGUCAUCAUUAUCAUGGAGCUGGCCAUACUGGGAGCUGUGGUCUACCUCAAAUUCUUCAAACGCUAAUCAUCAGCACUGGACAGAGAUGAACUGAAAAAAAAACUCUGAUUUUAUCUGUCUCUCUAUCUUUCUCUCAUUUCUGACAUAUUUAUCCAUCUAUCUUUCUUCGAAGAUGCAGGAUGAUAAGCAGUAAAAUGGAUCAUCCGGCCUGUACAGUACAGAACUUUGAGCUGUCCUUGUAAGGCCGGGGCUCGUGCUCUGUGCACAGGCCAUGAAAAGCCUCAUGAUGUUGGAUCACAUGGAACUGUGAAGGACUGUCUAGCUAUUUUAAGCUUUUCCUGCCUCCAAUGGUACGAACAUGGGAUUGGUGGGAGGGUGGGCGUUCGUUUGUCCUUUUGUACCUGCACUGACCAUUAUAGACACUGGAUAGAUUUAAGCAGGCUGGAUUUAUAGGUGUCCAGUUGUCCAAUCAGGCCAGAGUAUUUGCAUCAUUGUGAAAAAAAGAUGUUUUAGCUGUGCCAAUGCAUGAGUAUUUGCGCGCUCUUUUGAUUUUGGAGCUGUUACACAUGACAGAUGAACGUACAGACGGGUGAAAAAGAAGGAAUUGGUCUCUUAACUUACCUUUUGUACCUGAUUUAUUUAACAGCUUAGCUAAUAUGACAAUACAACUGACCUUUGAUUAAGAAAUUAUUUUUAAACCUGACAUAUUUAACACAUUCUGUAUUUUGCCUCUGCAUUGUGGCAAUUUAAUAUUAAAUGGGUCAUAAGUUUA
Messenger RNA from Astyanax mexicanus (Mexican tetra), 1554 nucleotides. It is a transcript of the gene vti1b, whose product is annotated as vesicle transport through interaction with t-SNAREs 1B. Gene Ontology annotation, molecular function: SNAP receptor activity; SNARE binding. The transcript is spliced from 6 exons. Gene Ontology annotation, cellular component: SNARE complex; Golgi apparatus; late endosome membrane. The record is from RefSeq and is a predicted model, not a curated record. Lineage: Eukaryota; Metazoa; Chordata; Actinopteri; Characiformes; Acestrorhamphidae. Bases 171 to 848 code for a protein of 225 amino acids. Gene Ontology annotation, biological process: intracellular protein transport; intra-Golgi vesicle-mediated transport; regulation of protein localization to plasma membrane.